AUGACGUCCGAAGGGAUUUUGCCCAAAUGUAAACACCUGAAAAGUGCUCUGCCGUACAUAAUACUUGGUGGUGUAUGGCCAGAUAUAUUCAACAACUUAUCACUCUUUUGGAAGAUCGUUUAUAAAAUGUUUUCUCUAUUAAUAUUUUACUCGUCUGUUGGCGUCACUUUGUGUAGUUUUGCCCAAUUUUACAUUUUAUUACAAGACAGACCAUUAUUAAUCACAGCGGAAUUAUUAACGAGUUUUUCACUUGCUAACUUAUGGUCAAUGGCAUCAGUAAGAGCUUAUGGUAUAAGAAAACCAAUAAUAAAGAAACUACUUAAGGGUGUUAUAGACAGCGAAAAACGAAUUUAUAUUGGUGACGAUAAGGAUUUUAUUGAUAUCCAGAACACCUAUAUAUCUAAAAAUAAUACCAUUUGCUUUGCCUACAGUACCUUUUUAAGUAUAUAUUUGGUCUUUUACUUUUUAACAUUCUAUUUCGUGACUUACAAAAUGUCGGACCCGGCAUUAUUACAAACUGAUGUAAUCAAGAAACCACAUAUUAUUGAAAUGUGGUUCCCAAUCGACAGAGACAAAUACUAUGCAACAACAAUAUUCAUUGAAGGAACUGUAUCGACCACCGUUACUUUUCUGGUUAUGGGUGCGGACUGUUAUUCAUUCAGUAUACAAACAUAUAUUGUAUCCCAACUGAAAAUGCUUAAUCACAUUUUCGAAAACUUGGAAAAGUUUGAGUUGAGAGUCAAAACCCAGCUUGGAUGUGAUGAGAAUGAAGCUAAGUUCCUGGUUUUAAGGGAGAGCAUUAUAUUUCAUCAAUAUAUUUUAAGAUAUAUUGAUGAUUAUAAUAGUACCAUGGAUGUUGUAGCUCUUACAGAAUUCAUACUUCUUUCUAUGCAAUUAGCUGCUUGUGUUUUACCGCAAAUACUAGGUUUAUCGCCUACUAUAGGAGUGCUCUUCUUGUUAUUGGGAGGCAUUAUUUCAUCCAAGUUUUUUAUCUAUUAUUGGUUCGCUGAAGAAAUAACUUCUGCAGCCAAUGAUGUAACUGAUUCUAUAUACAACAGCAAUUGGACCGAAAAACCACAAAAAAUUAAAUAUAUGUUCAUAUUGGUUAUGAUGAGAUCCAUGAAAAUGACUGGAUUAAGCAUUGGUCCUCUCGGAAUAAUGUCGAUGAGGGUCUAUUUAAUGUUAAUCAGAUCGACCUACUCAUUCGUGGCUUUGGUACAUUCAUUUACUUAAGCUAGCAACAAAUAUAUUAAAUUCGAAAUUUCACUUUAUGUAUGCACAAUUAGCAAUACUAUAUUUAAUGUUUGAAUUUGCACAAUAAAUGAACACCG
Molecule: messenger RNA, 1331 nt
Organism: Phyllotreta striolata
Lineage: Eukaryota; Metazoa; Arthropoda; Insecta; Coleoptera; Chrysomelidae
Source: the annotation of a GenBank genome assembly